This is a messenger RNA of Jaminaea rosea, 2330 nucleotides long. RefSeq lists its product as hypothetical. The transcript has 3 exons. The record is from RefSeq and is a predicted model, not a curated record. Gene Ontology annotation, molecular function: dihydroorotate dehydrogenase activity. Lineage: Eukaryota; Fungi; Basidiomycota; Exobasidiomycetes; Microstromatales. Bases 31 to 2244 code for a protein of 737 amino acids. Gene Ontology annotation, cellular component: cytoplasm; mitochondrial inner membrane. Gene Ontology annotation, biological process: pyrimidine ribonucleotide biosynthetic process; 'de novo' pyrimidine nucleobase biosynthetic process.
GAUCUUGAACGCUACUACCAUCACCUCGAUAUGGCCCUCUCACGGCUGGCAGCCCUCAGAGCAGGCGCUCCUCCUAUCGCUGCAAGGCAUGCUUUUCGCUCUCUUGGCGCACAAGCACCUCGCCAUGCAUCCACCCAACCUCCUCCUACACCGACGAAUGUGGGCGCAACUCCUCCUGUAACACCACCAGUUGCACCUCCAGUCACCACUUCCCUUUCUCCCAGCUCGUCAUCAUCAUCGAAGAAGAGCAAGGGAAGCGGGCCUGUCGGAUCUCUAGUCUCAUUGACUCUCUUCCUCUUUGGUUCCACCUUCCUCGUCACCUACUACCUUGACUCACGCUCGGCAAUCCAUCGAUGGGUCGCAAUGCCUUUCCUCCACACCUUCCUCGACCCAGAGUCGGCACAGAAGCUGGCGAUUGAUCUGCUACAGAGCGGCAUCGCUCCCAGGGACUAUACAGGGGAUGAUGAGGCGCUUGAGUCGGAUCUAUUUGGAAUGCCCGUUGCGAACCCCAUUGGGCUGGCAGCAGGCUUCGACAAGCAGGCAGAGGCCAUCGAUGGGCUCUUCGAUCUAGGUUUCGGGCUCGUCGAGAUUGGAAGCGUCACUCCGGAACCACAGCCGGGCAACCCCCUCCCGCGAUACUUUCGUCUGCCAACCCACUCUGCCUCGAUUAAUCGAUUCGGUUUCAAUUCAGACGGCCACCUCGUCGUCCUAGAUCGCCUCCUCGCCCGCGUCAGGGACCACCUCGUCGCGCACCCUCACCUCAUCCCCAGCAACUUCCUCCCCGACCCACGCUCACCAGACGCAGACCCGCGCAUCUCACAACGCGACGUCCACGUAGCCGCUGCUGAGCGCAUCGCAAGCGAUCCAGAGCUGGUUGCGAGACUGCUCGACGCGCAUGGCAUGCCGCGAUCAUUGAGGAAGGGCAGAUUGUUGGGCGUCAACCUGGGAAAGAACAAGACGAGCGCAGAGGCAGACGCGACUGACUUUGUCAAGGGAGUCGAGACUUUUGGACCUCUGGCCGACUAUCUCGUCAUCAACGUCUCAUCGCCCAACACGCCUGGCUUGCGAAACCUGCAAAAGCGGGCCGCCCUCGAGUCCCUGCUCAGGCAGGUUGUCCAUGCCCGUGAUCAGCUUGCCUUCCGUCCUGUACCCACUCAACACGCAAAGGCAGACCCGCAAGCAGCACAGAGACGUGUCCCUCUGGUCCUCAAGCUCAGCCCCGACCUCUCUCAGAAGGAGCUGGACGAAGUCACCUCUGUCAUCCUCGAAACGCGCAGGAAGGGCGCCAACCCAGCAAGUGGCAUAGACGGGGUCAUCAUCUCCAACACCACGACGUCGCGCCCACUCUUGCCUGCAACACUUCCCCCCGACUCGCCCGAAUGGUCGACCCUGCGUGAAGCUGGCGGCCUCUCUGGCCCACCGCUGCGUCCACUCGCUCGUAAAGCCUUGCAGCAGGUAGUAGGCCGACUGCGCGACUCUGGCCUGGAGGUGAUCGCUGCAGGCGGUAUCACGACGCCAGAAGACGUACUCCAAGCCACGCUCGACGAUGGUGCUACGGCAGUGCAGUGCUACACGGCCUUUGGGUGGCAAGGAGUUGGGAUGGUCAGCAGGUGGAAGGAAGAGCUGCGGCGCUUGCUCUCAUCUAGGGAUGCGAGAGAGAAGCAGGUAGGAGGCCGAAAGGCACCGCCUGCCGUCGCUAUAGUUGAAGAGCCGUCGGCGAGCAAUACUUGGCGCACUCUCAGUCGUAGCACGGCCCUCUCCCUCUCCCAGCGUGAGGCGGCGCGUAAGCAGGCUGACGAAGAGGCGCUUCGUCGUGGUGUUAGAGGGGAAUUGAGGGACUUGCAGCGCCAGAUGGGCGGGGACGGUGAUGUGAACCGAACGAGGGAAGACGGAGUGUGGUGGCCGGCAGAGACCGACGAGCCCUACACUAAUCUGCUCAGGAGUGCACGAGAGGCUCUUGGCCUGCCCAGCCCGGCCUUGGCUGCUAAGAAGGCAAGCAAGGGCCCAGAUGGGUCGGGCGACGUGGUUCCCCCUGCUAUGGUGCUUGGUGGGUCCACGAGUGCAGGAGCGGGUGGGGCGCCGGUUGAGGACAAGGGGUCGAAGGAGGAGAGGGGCGUGCAGGUGGUGGGAGUUGUGGGCGAGGAGUACGUGCAGGGACCGAGUAAGGCGGGUGAUGCGAAGAAGGGAGACAAGGGACAGUCCUGGAUGGAGUGGGCUGGGGUCGACAAGGGGAGGCGAGUUUGAGCGCGAGCGCGGCGAAGGAGACGGGAGAUUCCUGCAGCCAAUCGUAGAGACAAUGGAAACGAUAGCAUAGCCUUUUGCAGACGACC